UCCUGGCUGUCCUAGAAUUCACCCUGUAGACCAGGCUGGCCUCAAACUCACAGAGAUCCACCUGCCUCUGCCUCCUGAGUGCUGGAAUCACACCCAGCGGCAGUGCACUUUUAUUGGCAAGAGGUCAUGAAAACAAUUAAGAUUCUUUGACCUAGGAAGAGAGGAGUAUCACUCUGGGGAGAGAUUGACACACCCCUCCAGUUACUGUGGGCCCUUCUAGGCCCUGGGACAUCUGUCCAUGCUGAGAGUGAGGCAAAGAAGAAAACACUCAACUGACUGCUUGGUACACACCAGGAUGCAGGGAACGUUCAAGAACUGUGGGGAAGGUGAACAGGUUCAGAAGAGCCCUUCACUCUCUGUUCUGAGAAGUCACGCAACCGUUGCCAGACUCAAGAUGAAGGGAGGCGGCUUUGGGGUGAAGAUAAAGCCUGGUCCUCCUACACGAAUUCAGAAGCAGAGAAACACGCCAGGGACACCCUAUGCUCCUUCAGACUGGGUCCCUUCAGAUGCUUCAUGCACGGGAGCGAUCUCCACACCUGCCAGCAGCCCUCUUUCUGCUCUCCCUCCUUCUUUCUGUUCUGUCCUGGUGGGCAGGAGUGAAGAGGGCUGCGCAGGACACAGCCCCUCCCUGUUUCCCAGACUGCACCUGGAGCACCAACGGAGCAGCACAUGCAGCCUCCCUUCACCCACCCUGGCAGCUGUUGGCCCUGGUAGAGCCGGUCUCCACAGGGCUUCCUUUCUGCCUCCUGUGGCAGAUGUUGCCACGCUGCUGCCAAGGCCUACCGGUUCUGGCUCCCUGAUCCUUCGGACACUGGUAUGUCCGGGCACUACAUGUAUGUCUUGUGCCCUUGGUGGCCAGAAUUGGGUGUCAGAGACCUAUGAAAUAAAGUUGCAGACAAUUAUGAGCCACCAUGUGGUUGUUGGAAAUCAGACCUGGGUCCUCUGGAAGAUAAGACAGUCCUUUUAACCACUGAACCAUCACUCUACGUCUUGGUUUAUUUUUAUUUUCUUUAU
This is a messenger RNA of Mesocricetus auratus (golden hamster), 1014 nucleotides long. RefSeq lists its product as uncharacterized. The transcript is spliced from 5 exons. The record is from RefSeq and is a predicted model, not a curated record. Lineage: Eukaryota; Metazoa; Chordata; Mammalia; Rodentia; Cricetidae. The coding region runs from base 239 to 967 and encodes 242 amino acids.